Messenger RNA from Coprinopsis cinerea okayama7#130, 738 nucleotides. Its product is annotated as cellulose-growth-specific protein. The transcript has 4 exons. Lineage: Eukaryota; Fungi; Basidiomycota; Agaricomycetes; Agaricales; Psathyrellaceae. The record is from RefSeq and is a predicted model, not a curated record. The coding region runs from base 1 to 738 and encodes 245 amino acids.
AUGUUCGUCGCUUCCCUUGUGACCCUCGCGUCCUUCCUCGUCAGCCAGGUCGCCGCCCACGGUGGUGUUACCUCCUACAUCAUCAACGGCCAAACCUACCCAGGAUGGCAACCAUACAACUCACCCAACGGCCAGCGCUCCAUCGGUCGCCCCUACAGCUCCUAUGACCCCAUCAUGAACGCCAUGGACUCCCGCAUGUCCUGCAACAACAACGGCCAGCCCUCUGGCGGCCAGCUCUCCGCCAACAUCCGUGCUGGUGACAAGAUCACCGCCCGCUGGGGACAAUGGACCCACGCCGAGGGCCCCGUCAUGGUCUACAUGGCCCGCUGCCCUGGCUCUUGCAACAGCGCCAACAGCAACAACCUCGAGUGGUUCAAGAUCGACGAGGCCGGUCUCCUCUCCGGCUCCUUGGCCCGUGGCCAAUGGGGUAACGGUAUCGUCCUCAAGGACCUCGUCUGGACCUCCACCAUCCCCGCCGCUCUCGCUGACGGUGAAUACCUCAUCAGGCACGAACUUCUCGCUCUCCACCAAGCCAACACCCCUCAAUUCUACCCCGAGUGCGCUCAGCUCAUCGUCACUGGUGGCGGCGGAAAGCUCCCCUCUGGCCAAUACCUCACUCGCUUCCCUGGUGCCUACUCCAUGUCCGACCCCGGCGUCCGUGUCGACAUCUACAGCCAGAACGCCCCCAACAUCUUCGAGUACAAGGUUCCCGGACCCCCCGUCUGGAACGGCCAAUAG